Pieris macdunnoughi is the source of this 4299-nucleotide messenger RNA. NCBI's taxonomy places the organism in Eukaryota, Metazoa, Arthropoda, Insecta, Lepidoptera, Pieridae. The record is from the annotation of a GenBank genome assembly.
AUGGAUUCGGGACCUGCCCAAGAAGUAACCGAGUUGUUGCGACAAUGGGAAGAGCAACAGGCGACACCAAAUUAUGAUCCCAUUCCAACUUUGACUAGGAUAGCAGAGAUAAUAGAAGCAGAGACAGAGAAUUUUAUGAAAAAGGACCCAGAUCCAUUUGAUGAAAGGCACCCAUCACGAACGGAUCCAGAGUGCGCAUUGGGACAUGCCCUUAAAGUUAUGUUUAAGAAAGACAACUUUAUGACUAAGCUAGUUAAUGAUUAUGUUCGUGAUACAUACUAUUCAAGACAGAAUAUUAUCGGCCGUGAUGUUAACAAACUAAAUGUUGUUGCUUGUCGACUCACACUUGACCUAAUGCCUGGAUUGGAAAUGAGUGUUGUGUUUCAGGAUAAUGAAAACCUUAUAAAUAGAUUAGUGGGUUGGGCUACAAAUUCACAAGAACCAUUACAAUCCUAUGCAACAGGUCUACUCGCUGCUGCAAUGGAAGUUCAGGAAAUUGCCACAAACUUUCGUGAUUUAAACGCAAUGUUAGUACCACUAAUGCUGGGAAGACUACAUAACCUAAGGAAUAAAUCACUUGAAGAAAAGCCUCAAAAUCAAAGCAAUCAAACGCGUCACUUCGCCCGUUUUGACAAAAGGACAAGCAACGAAUUCAAGCCAAAUGGACCGAGUAAUGGUAAAGAAGCAGAGGACGCCGGUGGAGGGGAAAUGGAGUUGGACUCUUCGGGGGUUGGAUCAAGCUCCAAUUUAAUUAAAUCUCCUCCAACGCCUCAGAAGAAUAACAGUAAGUGUCCUAUGGUCACCGCCUGGUACGCACAGGACCCUCCCUCCCCCCCUCAUCCUCAUGAGACGUCAUCGAACUCCAGCUGGGUCGAAAUGGAGACGUAUGUUAUUGGUAAUAUUCAAAUUCAUCCUCUGACGGACGCAACCAAACAAAUGUUAAUACUCCGAUAUUUGACGCCGAUGGGGGAAUAUCAAGAGUUCCUGUCGCACGUGUUCGAGAAGGACGCGUUAGGUCUUAUUCUAGGAUACCUAAACGUUCGUGAGUCCAAAGAUUCGAGGCUGGCUUUCGAAGCACUGAAGUAUUUAGCUGCCUUACUCUGUCAUAAGAAGUUUUCUAUAGAUUUCAUUAACAUGGGAGGAUUGCAGAAAUUUCUAGAAGUCCCACGGCCAUCUGUGGCUGCCACAGGUGUGUCUAUAUGCUUAUAUUAUCUGGCUUAUUGUGAGGAUGCGAUGGAGAGAGUCUGCCAGCUGCCCCGAAGGACUUUGGCCGACUUAGUACGAUACGCCCUUUGGUUGUUAGAAUGUUCCCAUGACUCGGGGAGAUGUCACGCGACCAUGUUCUUCGGCCUCUCAUUCCAGUUUAGAGUUAUUUUGGAAGAGUUUGACAAUCAGGAUGGUCUUCGGAAACUAUACAAUGUGAUAUCAACACUCCCGAUCCUUGGGUCUGAUGAAGAGGAACUUCGGGUGUCUGACGAUGAGACCUGCGCUGCACGACAGAUAGUCCGGCACGUGUGUGUGGCUCUUAGAAGAUAUUUCGAGCCGCACCUACGUAUACGCGCGUCGCUGGUUGCUAGGCAACAAGGGGAUACGCUACCAGAACCACCGCCCUAUAAGGCAUCCAAGUCCUCGCCAGAAGAGAUACAGGAGCAGAUAGAAAUAGUCCAACACGCGCCAUGGUCGCGUUGGCCUCCAGUAGACGAACUUUUGGAGUUGGGAGGUGUAACGCUGCUUUUGCAGGUGGUCGGAUUCGCGUAUGACUGGAACUAUAAUGGCCGGGCAGAAACGGUGCGAUCAGCCCUCGACGUGAUAUCCGUGUGCUGUGUGGCGCCACGCGUUCAACUUCUGCUCACCGAGAAGAUCAGCAUGAGGGAGUCGGAAAUGAUUGCAGGCGUCAGUAUAGUGCUGGCGGCGGCAGAUGGUGACAUAAUAGUGGAGCCGGAAGUUCAAAAGGCCGCUCUGAAUGUGUUAGUCAAUUGCGUGUGCGCACCUUUACACAGGUCUGGAAUAUCAACGGCUCGCUUUUCGAUACCUGGUUCCUCAAAGAAGAAGACAAUGAAAUCCUAUGAAGACGUGAUUCAGAAAGUCUGGGAGAGCGUCAGAACCAAUAAUGGAAUUAUGGUUCUCCUUUCAUUAAUGAUGACGAAAUCGCCGAUAACAGACGCAGACAGGAUCCGGGGGCUGGCGUGUAGGGCUUUGUGCGGCUUGGCCCGGUGCUCCACUGUCCGGCAGAUCAUCUCGAAGCUACCUUUGUUUACCACAUCACAAAUACAAGUACUAAUGCGUGAUCCAAUACUCCAAGAGAAACGUCAGGAGCACGUGAUGUUCCAGAAGUAUGCUCUGGAGCUUCUAGAACGAGUUUCCGGCAAGAGCAAACACAUGGGAGCGGAGUUUGAGACUUCGCUCGCUAAUAUACAUAGGGCGAACGUGGUGGCCCAAACGAAAAUCAACUACAACGAGAGACAGUUGUUGCAACUGGUUCAGCGCCACCUGGCGGCGAGGGGUUUGACCGAAAGUGCUGCUACUCUGCAGAGGGAGGCUGGUCUUCCGUGCCCAUGUCCGGCUCCGGCCCCACCACCACCACCUGUGUAUACACCUUCAACGCCUGUCAGGACUAGGAUGUCAAUAUCCAGAACGAGUAGUAGCAGUUCCUUGCAAAGAGACAGCUUUGGCCUCGACCAUCUGCACAUGAAUAACGAAGACAGUCCGAUGCCUAGUGUUAUCAAAAUAAGAAAAGUUCAAAAUCCAAACCCGUCGACGCCGACGUCGGAGCAUAAGCGGUCCCUUCAGAAGCAGUUAAGCAUCGCGGGCGCUGAUCGUCCACCGUCACCUCCCAGGAUCACCCUCCACUCCAUCAUCACGGAGUACCUCUACAACCAGCACGCCCUGUGCAAGAACCCGGUGGUUACUUGUCCGCAGUUUAAUUUGUUUGAACCCCACAAAUGUCCCGAACCCCGGCCGGGCGGUCUAACCUCCGUGAGCUCGCGGCACACCGAGCCCCUGAACAUCUGCGGACGCCUCGUGAGGCGCGAGCUCGGCACGUCCAGCUCGUGCCGGGAGCACGCUGCGCUCGCGCACUCCAACUUCGCCGCCUCGCGCACGUUACGGCUCUCGGACGACGACGCCUAUUUUACGCACGCUAUAUUCCAUCCAACACAACAGCAGUUACUAGCGGCGACAUCUUCCGGGGACAUCCGGGUGUUCAAUUUGUUCAGCGGCACCGAGGAGCAUUCCUAUCGAGUGCACGAUUCGUAUAUAAUAUAUCAUAUACAGUCAAGCAGAGACGGUUUGCUUCUCCUGGCUUCGUCGUCCACAUCAUGGCGGACGCAUUCGGCUCUUUGGAACAUGAAGGAAUUUGAACAUUGCUUUUCACUAGACAACGAGGAGUACGUGGAGUUCUCAAAAAUGACGGACGACCGGAUCAUCGGUACCAAGGGGGAGACGGCUACCAUCUACGACACGUUAACGGGCAGAGAACUGAUGACCCUGAAGCCGUCCAUCAGCAAUCAGUACGGGAAGAACAGAGCCACCUUCAAUCCUACGGACGAGCUGGUGUUAUCUGAUGGUGUUCUAUGGGACGUGAACUCGGGCAAAGAAAUUCAUAAAUUUGAUAAAUUGAAUCAAACGCAUAGUGGAGUGUUUCAUCCGAAUGGACUUGAGGUCAUAUCAAAUACCGAAGUGUGGGACCUUAGAGUAUUUCACUUGUUAAGAACCGUACCAUCGUUGGAUAAGUCGGAAGUUAUUUUUAACCCGGGACGCACAGUGCUGUACGCCGUCUGCUCGGAUCAGGACCCCGAAGAGAGGAGUCAGUUCGAUACUAGUUUUAAAACUUUAUCCGCUCACGACUACGCCAGUAUAGCUACCAUAGACGUGAAACGGAACAUAUACGGCCUCAGCGUGUCACCCUACGGCACGCAGAUCUCCGUCGUGGAGAAUUUAGGUGAUUUUGAGCAGGUUCAGGAGUCCUGCGUCAAGAUUUACGACGUUGGACGAAAGCGGGACCAUGAGGACGAUGUGGAGGAAGACGAAGAGGAGGAUAUGACAGGUCGCUCUGAAAAUGAUGAUGGAUCAGACUCAGGCUCCGAGAAUGACGAUGAUUUAGCGUCGAGCCUGCUACGCAAUGCAGUGAUGGGUUUAGCUGAAGAAGAGAGCUCCGGAGAGUCUUCGAGGGGAGACAACGAGCCCGAUAGAAGAGAGAGGAGAAGAGUCAGGACACGGAGACGGGCCGCGGAGCAGCACAGUAGCGACAGCGAUGGCGAUAUUGAACUUGGCGAUAUCGUUGAGUUUGACUUCGACUGA